UCCUGGUUCGGUUCCCCAAUCUAUUCUAAACAGAAAAUGGCCGUCGGUGUUGGUGCGGGUGUCUCCUUGUUUAGACUGAAUUCUAGUGAAAAUAAGAAUCCAAAAGAAAUAAUGCCUAGUGCCUCCUUUUCCUCUUCGCGUUCUUACGUCCGUAGAUCGCGAAGAAAAGGUGGUCAUCGGAUACCAUUGCCUUCCAGGACACAAUCGAGUGAGCCAUGUGAAUCAGUGCCGUGUCCGAAUAACGUGACGGGGAGCGCUAUGGCAGCUACAGCAUGUGCAGGUCCGAGUGGCAGUGGUGGGGGUGGAUCCCCGCCGGUCCCCGCGGCCGCAGCCGCCACCACAGCUGGUCAUCACAGCCCAUAUGACUUGCGUAGGAAGUCACCACCGGCUUACCAUGAACCGGGGCCAUCGGGUACCUGCUCUCUUCCAGCAAGGAAAAGGCCCAGGACGUCGCUGUCCCAGGGUGUGGAUGUGUGUAACGUGUCCCAGUACCUUCAGUACGAGCUGCCUGAUGAGGUGUUGCUCUGCAUCCUCUCACACCUGACAGAGAGGGACCUGUGCCGCGUCGCUCAGGUCUGCAAGCGGUUCAACACCAUCGCCAAUGAUACAGAGCUGUGGAAGAGUUUAUAUCAGUCGGUGUUUGAGUACGACACUCCUCUGAUGCACCCCGCUCCGUGCCAGUUCGAGUUCGUGGCCGCGGACGACUGUGAGGCCGACAACCCCUGGAAGGAGAGCUUCAGGCAGCUCUACUACGGGAUACACGUGAGACCCAACUACCGCCCCAAGAAGGACUCUCGGAUCAAACACUUCAACACUAUCAGGGCGGCCCUAGAGUACGUGGAGGAGCGCGGCGGGUCUCCGGCGUCCGGCGCUUGUUCGUGCUCGUGCGGCGCGUCCGCGUGCUCGUGCCGGCGCACGCCCUCCGCCCCGGCCGCCGCAGCCCCCGCGCCCGCCCUGCUGUUCGUGCACGCCGGCCUCUACCAGGAGGAGUGCCUAGCGAUUGACACGGACGUGCAGCUCAUUGGUUGUGCCCCCGGUAAUGUAGCCGAGUCUGUGGUGUUGGAACGCGAGGCGGAGUCUACGCUGACGUUCGCUGAGGGCGCUAACAGGUCAUAUGCUGGUCACAUGACGCUCAAGUUCUCACCGGACGCCACGAGUACCAUGCAGCAUCACAAGCAUUACUGUCUGGAGGUGUCCGAUAACUGUUCGCCGACAGUCGACCAUUGUAUCAUACGGAGCGCUAGUGUCGUGGGUGCGGCCGUGUGCGUGAGUGGAGCUGGGGCUAAUCCGGUCAUAAAGCACUGCGACAUCAGCGACUGCGAGAACGUAGGGCUGUACGUAACGGACUACGCACAGGGAGCGUACCAAGACAAUGAGAUAUCGAGGAACGCCCUCGCCGGUAUAUGGGUGAAGAACUUCGCCAACCCUAUCAUGCGUCGCAACCACAUACACCACGGCCGGGACGUCGGUAUAUUCACCUUUGAAAAUGGAUUGGGAUACUUCGAAGCCAACGACAUCCACAACAACAGAAUCGCCGGUUUCGAAGUGAAGGCCGGCGCCAAUCCUACGGUAGUGCACUGCGAGAUACAUCACGGUCAAACGGGCGGCAUCUACGUGCACGAGUCGGGACUAGGGCAGUUCAUAGAUAAUAAGAUACACUCCAACAACUUCGCCGGCGUCUGGAUAACCUCCAACAGCAACCCCACCAUCCGGCGCAACGAGAUAUACAACGGCCACCAGGGCGGGGUUUAUAUAUUCGGGGAGGGGCGCGGACUUAUUGAACACAAUAAUAUAUAUGGGAACGCGUUGGCCGGAAUACAGAUUCGCACAAACAGUGAUCCUAUAGUGAGGCACAAUAAGAUCCACCACGGCCAGCACGGCGGUAUAUACGUACAUGAGAAGGGUCAGGGGUUGAUCGAGGAGAACGAAGUGUACGCCAACACCCUGGCCGGGGUCUGGAUCACGACCGGCUCCACUCCCGUGCUGCGGCGUAACCGCAUACACUCGGGGAAACAGGUCGGCGUAUAUUUCUAUGACAACGGCCACGGAAAGUUGGAAGACAAUGAUAUAUUCAACCACCUGUACUCCGGAGUGCAGAUCAGGACCGGCAGCAACCCCGUGAUCCGAGGCAACAAAAUCUGGGGCGGCCAGAACGGGGGCGUGCUGGUGUACAACGGCGGCCUCGGCCUGCUCGAACAGAACGAAAUAUUCGAUAACGCCAUGGCCGGGGUGUGGAUAAAGACUGACUCAAACCCAACAUUAAAAAGGAAUAAGAUCUUUGAUGGCAGAGAUGGUGGCAUCUGCAUUUUUAACGGAGGAAAGGGUGUGUUAGAAGAGAACGACAUUUUUCGGAACGCUCAGGCCGGCGUGUUAAUUUCCACCCAGAGUCACCCUGUACUCCGUAGGAAUAGAAUCUUCGACGGCCUGGCCGCUGGUGUCGAGAUCACAAACAAUGCCACGGCGACUCUCGAACACAAUCAGAUAUUUAAUAAUCGGUUUGGAGGAUUGUGUUUAGCGUCGGGCGUGUCGCCGCUGGUGCGAGGCAACAAGAUCUUCAGCAACCAAGACGCUGUGGAGAAGGCUGUUGGCGGCGGACAGUGCUUGUACAAGAUAUCCUCGUACACCUCCUUCCCGAUGCAUGAUUUCUAUAGAUGCCAGACAUGUAACACGACUGAUCGUAAUGCCAUAUGUGUCAAUUGCAUCAAGACAUGCCAUUCUGGACAUGACGUGGAAUUUAUACGCCAUGACAGAUUCUUCUGCGACUGCGGUGCUGGGACUCUGUCCAACCAGUGCCAGUUGCAGGGCGAGCCUACCCAGGACACGGACACGCUGUACGACUCAGCCGCGCCGAUGGAGUCGCACACGCUCAUGGUCAACUGAACCGAACUACCAUCCCCACCGCCCCACGAAACACCCACACACAACUAUUUUUAUUACCUAAUCCGCCACCUAUGAAUCGCUGCCGUGAGGUCGUUAUUUUAAUCGUCACGUGUAGACGACACUUUAUAUGUAACGUAGUGACGUUUUAUCAUCCGUACUUAAUGUAUAUGUCGUGUAGUAUCAUGCAUUCCCGAAAUUGUAAUCGUCGAGUUCUCGAUUCACGUUGUUGAUAUUUAGAGUAAUCAUUUGUGUCAUAAGAUAUUCUGAUAGCGGCCCUUAUUGAUAAUGUCUCAUGUUAUAGAUGUGUAAUCGACUGACGGCAAACAUUUUAUUUUCGAUCGGAACGGAGUCGGGUCUAUGUCGUUUGUAUGUAACUAUAUGUAACCAGCGACUGUGACAUCGGGUUAGCUCUUGUAAUAUAAAUAACUAAGUAUUUUUAACUAUUGACGGUACGUUUAAUUUUAUAUAUAUAUGUUUUUAAUGGAGCAACUUAUUCUUUAGCUUACCUGGUCGAUUUCUCGCGUUUUAGUUAAUAAAGAUAAUUGUACCAGUUUAGAUUUAGUAAGUGGGGGGAGGGUAGCCGGCCGGUCGCGCAACAAUCUCUUAUCUAGUUAUAGAGUCGGCAUCGCCUAACUCUUUUUGGCGCUCCUAAUGAAUGCGCUUUGUAAAUAUUUAUGUCUCACAAUAAUCGAAAAGUAGUAAUUAAUGUAUUUGUAUCAUUAUAUUUUUAUUAUUGAUCACAACCAUGUAUGUUUAAUUAUAUUAUAAAUAAUGUACGUGAAGCUCAGGAUGGAGUCGCGCCGCCGCUUGUAGCCGUCGCCUAUGAGCCAUACUCCUGAUACGUGAAGUAGCGAGCGGCCCCCGUUAGUGUAUAAUAAAAUGCAAAUUAAGAGCGGAUGUGAGUAUUUAAUUGGAAAAGAUCUUAGGUACAAUUGAUAUUUUAUUAUAUUGUUAAUUUAAAUGUGGUAUUGAUAACGAUCGACAAGCAAUGUUUAGGAAACGGAAGGGCGGAGUGCUGAUAGUGAUAAGUUAGCCGUUAAGCUAUAAUGAAAAAUCUAAAAUUACUCAGUAAUCACUGCAAGUUUCCAGUUAAUUGUUAAAUCGUCUCCAUAGCACGGUAUGUUCUGAAUCUGCUUUUUUAUAAUCCUCAAUCUGUGAUCAUCGCUAAAUGUGUAAGGGAAAAUAAUUUAGUUGACCGCGUACAGAAAUAAUAAGACUUAUUAUUGUAACACUUUAACAAAAUUAUCGUGGCUCCGAUGCUUUAUAUAAUUGAAUUGAAUGUGAAAUUGUUAUUUAUUGAAUUGUCAGUAUGUUUCUUAUUUAUUAAAUUAAAAUCUGGAUAAUAUUUUGUUUAUACCUGAAGAUACCACUGUAAAAGCCGUGAUAUACAUCAUAUAAUAUUAUAA
This is a messenger RNA of Danaus plexippus (monarch butterfly), 4286 nucleotides long. RefSeq names its product F-box only protein 11 (gene FBXO11). Gene Ontology annotation, molecular function: zinc ion binding; protein binding. Bases 37 to 2880 code for a protein of 947 amino acids. The record is from RefSeq and is a predicted model, not a curated record. Lineage: Eukaryota; Metazoa; Arthropoda; Insecta; Lepidoptera; Nymphalidae. The transcript is spliced from 14 exons. Gene Ontology annotation, biological process: regulation of apoptotic process; protein ubiquitination; ubiquitin-dependent protein catabolic process.